Messenger RNA from Prunus mume (Japanese apricot), 1026 nucleotides. NCBI's taxonomy places the organism in Eukaryota, Viridiplantae, Streptophyta, Magnoliopsida, Rosales, Rosaceae. The record is from RefSeq and is a predicted model, not a curated record.
UUUACUUCAUUAUUUUAUAUAUUUGACACAUCCUUGUAUAAUUAGGAGAUAUUCUCCUAAUUAGUUUUGGUAUCUAUUUCCUUGUAAAUUACACUUGUAAGCUCCUAUAUAUACCUCAUUGUAGGAAAGAAUAGAAUCUUAAAUUUUGCCGCAUAUUGUUCCACUUUUCUUGCUUUGAUAAUCUCGGGUUUAGGGUAACAUCAAAUAUUUUUCAGUGGUCAUGCCGUAUCUUGUUCGUGAGAAUCUAUUCCUCGGCAACAUCGGUGAUGCAGCAAAGGUUAUUCGAAAUGGCAGCAAAGAGAUCACACAUAUUCUCUGUGCAAUUCCCACAAAGGAAAGCAAGAAAGUCUAUGAUGGCGGGUCUCUUGGUGGAUCAGCAUCUGUUUGUGAUGGGUCGAAAAGUUGUUUGCUUUCCGAUAAGCUUUCUUACUCGUUAGAACGUGCAGGCAAGGAUUUGAAGCUGGUGAGGAUGGGGGUUCCGCUAAGAGAUAUGGACGAUGAGAAUUUAUUGGAUUAUUUGGACGUGUGUGUGGAUUUUAUUGAUGAGAGUAGAAAAAAGGGUUCCGUUUUGGUGCAUUGCUAUGCUGGUGUUUCCAGAAGUGCAUCUAUCAUUACAGCAUAUCUGAUGAGAACAGAACAUUUAUCACAAGAAGAUGCACUAGGAUCCCUGAGGCAAAGCUGUGAGUUUGUUUGCCCCAAUGAUGGUUUUCUAGAUCAGCUCAAAAUGUACGAGGAAAUGGGCUUCAAGGUUGAUCGUGCCAGCUCCAUAUAUAAGUCUUUUCGCCUGAAAGUAUUAUGUGAAUCUUAUCAUUGUGGGGAUAAAAUAGAUAGUUCCAAAUUUGGGCAGAUCCUGGGUUGCCUAGCGAAGUUGCCUCUGGAGUGAAAACAGCCCAAAAUGGAGGAAAAACUGGUACACCAGCAUUCCGCUGCAAGAAAUGCUGAAGAAUUGUUUGCAUUGCAGGACAAUGUUGUGGAUCACAUUCCAAGCUAAUGAUGGGAUCAAGAUUAAUUAGUUAUUUUACGAGA